CCAUCUAUCUUCACCUUGGGAAAUCAACAGUUCUUUUUUUCAUUUUAUAAUCCCUUGGGAGGGUACAUGUUUAGGUAGUUUAAGUGGGUUCUUGUUUUAAAUUUGAUUACAGAUAUCUUGUACUGAUUUUUUCACUGUUCACUCUCACUGCUGCUUAUACAUUCUUUAUCUUUUAUCUUUAUCCUCCUGUGAUAUAAACAGAAACUGGCGUGUUGAGGUAGAAAUGUUCAGAUAGGAAAACCAACCACCACAAGGAAACAAAGAAAGCGAAAUCCCAAAGAAGCUACAGCUGUGUGAAUCACAAUCUCAUCUGGGUUUUUGUGAUUUUGCUGUUUUAGUUCUUUGUUUUUUACUCUCUUGCUUGUUCAAUUCCCAUAUUGUUCUUAUCGUUUGUUGCCACCAUUCUGAAUAAAUUUCAGAAUACUACUAUACGGCUCACUUGCUCAGGCAAAAAUUUAAUUUCUUUUAUUUUUUUUUUAAUUUGAAAAAUGCAUUAUAGCCCAUGAAUCGAGGUUUGAUGUUAGCUACAGCUUCCGUUUUCUUGGAUAAAAAACUUUGGUUAUUUCUGUUAUAUUUAAGCCUUCUUUUUCUGCAAUUCUCAUUGUCCUUUGAUUGAUGUUCCCAUCACUUAAAAGAGAGAGGUGAGAAGAGAGAUCGUAUCCGGUGUUGUUUGUUAAAAGCAUUCAAUUACUGACUUCUCCCAGGACAGCUUUUCAGGACUUCCAACAACUACCCUCUAUUUAAUCCUCCACUCCAUUCCAAUAUCACUUCUUCUUCAACAUUUUCUCCCCUCCUCCUUCAUCUUCUCCUCUGUUAUCUCAGUACUCAUCACAGAACACCAACAAGUCUAGCUAGCCCAAUUCUUCUAACAAUCAACAAAGACUCAGCAGCAGAACAAAGAGAGAAAUGGGUUAUUGCUGUAGACAACAUCUUCUUUUGAUUUCUCUGAGUUGUUUCUUGAUUUUAAGCUCAACCCAAGUUAGAUUCAUGGCUGAAGGAUCAAGAACUUUGUUCAAACUUUUGGAAGAACCUUUAGCUAUUAGUCCUCAACCCCAAGUAAUGAAAGGAAUUGAAGAGAAGAAGAUUAUGAUAAAUGAGAGAGUCAUGAUUGGAUCACAUCCACCAAGAUGUCAAAUGAAAUGUAACACAUGCAGACAUUGUGAAGCAGUUCAAGUCCCAGCAGUUCCUCAGAGCAGCAGCAAUCAGAAGAAGAAAAUUAGUACUGCUACAACAACUAGUAUCAACAGUAAGAUAUCAACUGCAAUGAGAGGUGAUGAUAAUACUAAUUACAAACCCAUGAGUUGGAAAUGCAAAUGUGGAGAUGUCAUCUUCAACCCUUAAUAGGAUGAUGGAUGGAUGGAUGGAAAAUUAAAUUAAAAGCUCUACCCAACAUUUGUUGAUCAAAUCUGUGGAUAUAUAUUAUAUUAUGUUGAUCAUCAUAGAUUAAUACUUCUUCUUAUUAUUAUGAAGUGAACAUUCUUUAAAUUUUCUCUCUCUUUUUUUUUUGUAAUGAUCUUCAAAUUCUCAAUCUCUAAAACUUAGCUAGAGUUUUAGUGGAUGGAUGGGCAUGGUUUUUGUACCAUUUUUGGGUGGUGAUGGUGUUCUACUGUUCUUCUUCAUGAUAAUCAAAGUUUAGUGAUGAUUAUAUAAUU
Molecule: messenger RNA, 1652 nt
Organism: Papaver somniferum (opium poppy)
Lineage: Eukaryota; Viridiplantae; Streptophyta; Magnoliopsida; Ranunculales; Papaveraceae
Product: EPIDERMAL PATTERNING FACTOR-like protein 2
Exons: 3
Coding region: 907-1341 (144 amino acids)
Biological process (GO): guard cell differentiation; stomatal complex development
Source: RefSeq, a predicted model, not a curated record